CCACACUCCUCCCCAGACUCCUCCCUAUUUCACAGCUCCUCCCACGGCUGUGUUCCGUGAGAUGCCUGGCGGACUGGGUUACGCCGGUUAGACAACAAUAUGGCUGCCUUAGCAACGGGCUUGUGUGAGACAGAAUGUGAGGAAUCCGCGGUACAGAAUGAAAGCAGUUUUAGCCACGUUGGUGGGGAGAGAAACUUUCCUACUCAAACCUGGAAGAUAAAGGCUGAUCAGGCGAAAAAAGCCGAGUAUUUCCGUGAAUUAGAAAAGUACAAAGGCCAGAUUGCAAAUUUAGAAAAAGACAAAAAUGGGAAUCUGUACAGUAAGAAGAAUGAUUUUCGGGCAGAGUACAGCGCCCUUGAAGAAUACGAGCAAAAAUUGGCGUGCAGCAGGAGAACAGAAAAACUUAAGACGGAACAGCAGCUUUCAAAAAUUCAUAAUCAUGUUAAAAGACUGCAGCGGCAGCUUAAAGAUGUGAAACCAACUCCAGAAUUUGUCGAGAAGCUUAGAGUUAUGAUGGAAGAAGUAGACAAUGCUAUCUGUACUUUUAAAGAAGAACAGCGAGUAACCUAUGAAGAGCUUUUGAAAGAGGAGAAAACUACAAGCAACGAGCUGAAUGUACUGGAGAAAAAAAUCGAGGCAUCAUUAAGUACAGCACCAGAGAAGACCUUCAGAGCACCAAGUGGUAAAACACCAGCAGAGAAAAUGACAUCACGUCAACUACCAGAAGAAGUGGUGGAAUUUGAAAGGUUUCUGCAGCAGACAGGGGGGCGUCUAGGAGGGUGGGAUGAAUUUGACCACCAGAGUUUUCUCAAGGUGUGGACAAAGCACAAGGGCAAGGCUGCUUAUCUAGAGGAGGCCUUGGCUUAUUUGCCUAGCAGGACAAGAGAGGAUGUUCAACAGCAUGAGACCUGGUAUCAGGAAUUUCUCUUUUUGGAGGAGAAAAAGAAAGAGGCUAUUCAUGCAUGGAAGACCAAAAAACAGCUGGAAAAGGAGAUAUCAAAGCUUCAAAUCAAAACAAAGGAGGUUAAGGAGUUUAAUCAGCAGAAACAAGAAGAAUCCCAAAAACAGAAGACGGAGGAGGAGAAACGCAAGAAGCAACAGGAGUUGGAGGCUUGGAAGAGACAGAAGGAGAUAGAUGCAGCUGCACAAAUACAAACCAGAUUAGAAGAGGAAGAGGAGCAGCUCAAGAAACAGAGAAAGGAGCGCCAGCGCCAGCUUGAAGUCAAGCUUUUAGUAGAAGAGCACACACGAUUUAGGAAAGAGAAGGAGGAGUUUUUGUGGUUGGAAAAACAGAUGCGAGAGGAGGCAGAACAAGAAGAGAGAAGGAGAAUGGCAGUGUUUGAAAUAUGUAGAUUCCAAGACAGGGAUCUGAAAAAACUUGAGGAAAAAGCUCAAGAGAGAAGAGCAAAGGAAAAAUCUGAAGCUGAAAAGGAGAGAAGACUGGCCAAGUUAAAAGAAAAGGUCCAGGUUCAUGUUGAGCGAGAUCCUUCCAGGCUGUGUAAACUCACUAAGGGAUGGGAGGAGAGGUGCAAAGAGAUUGGACCAAGUGGAUCAGCUCCAUUACAGCACAUUCCUCACCGGGCUGUUCCCACAUGGAGACAAGGUUUAUAGACGGAAUUAGUCAUUUUUAUGAUACUUUUUAAAAUUAGAAGCUUGUGGCAUUUGAAGACUGGACUGGAAGAAGGUCACAUCUAAACGUGUAUUCUUUUAUACUUUGUAUAGAAAAAGACCUUUUGAGACUCAAAAAAUUGUAAAAUGCUGGUAUUUAUAUAUUGCACUAGGUAUAUAUUAAAGGGGAACUAUCGCAAAAAUGAAAAUGUAAUAUAAGCUUCAUCAAACUGAAAUAAGAAACUUUCUAAAUACAAUUAAUUAAAAAUUCGGUACUAUUUC
Messenger RNA from Xenopus laevis (African clawed frog), 1890 nucleotides. It is a transcript of the gene ccdc112.L, whose product is annotated as coiled-coil domain containing 112 L homeolog. Bases 100 to 1611 code for a protein of 503 amino acids. Lineage: Eukaryota; Metazoa; Chordata; Amphibia; Anura; Pipidae. The transcript has 10 exons. The record is from RefSeq and is a predicted model, not a curated record.